AGUUUCAGAUUCAGGUGAGCACGAUAUAAAAAUAGGUGAAAUUCAAGAACAUAUUCUAGAAACAGGAAAACAAACAACACAUACAAGAAAACAACAAUUAAAAAAAAAAAAACAAAAGCUGCUUGACACAGAAACGCCCACAAGACGGUUAAUCGCGAUUGCCAUCCCUUUCACGAUGGCGUCAACGGAAACUACAAAAUCAUCAUUCCUGAGCAAAAUAAAAAAAAGUCAAUCGAGAAAUCUGAUAUUCAAACCGCCUGACCAAAUACCAAUUGUAGACCGCGACUAUGGCCUAAUAAAGAUAACUGCAGACAAGGCUUCGACCCCAUACCCACGCAUAUCUAAGGGAAUUGAUAUGCCGGCACUUACAGCGCGCCUUGAGGAGGAGCGAACAAGUAAAACCGAAAGGGCUCACUUGGAAAAAAGUGAUUCUGCCAUGAGUAUCUUACGUUUUAGCAACACGUCACACAGGACACAUGUAAUGCAUCCUGAGCAAAUGCCCUCAGGCACUCCGCACCCUAACAAGGGCUUGGCCAUAAAUCCCAAGUUACUCAAAAGGCAGAUCAGUACAAUUGAUUGGAAUGCAGAACUCUCCCAUCAAUGGGCUAGCAUUAGACGAUUAUCGGACAUCCAGACGAUGCUGACAGAAAUGGAAACUGACAGGAAGUCAGUCAAGAACCUCCUGUCGGCUCGCUCUUCAUGCUACAAUCGCAAUACCCUGCCCAGCUGUCUGCGAAAAAACUUCAGCAAUAAAUCUAGCAUUACUGAGCACGAGCAUAAGCGCAAAAAGGUCACCCUAAUCAGUCCUCGGAGAAGCACGAGCAGCGAAGAGCGAGGCGAAAAAAAGACUUUGUUAAUGGACGAGAAAAAAAGUGGCCAAGGCACAGUGACUAACUCCGGGCCCAGCAGCCAUCCACUUAGCUUUAAUGAACGUCGACAAUUAUUCUGUAAGGGCGAAUUCACAAUUGCCAAAAAUGGAAAGAAGUUGAGCGAAUAUUUUAUGUCAAAUCCAGUUGAUCAAUCAGACAUAGUUGACGGCACAUUUUGCGAAGACCAGAGGGCGACAGAUGCCAUCGAAACGUUUAUCCGAAAAGAAGGCUUCAUAAAAGCACCCGCCGGUACACUAACCGGCAAUACAAAAAUCAAACUCAAUGAUUCAGCGUCACAAACUAGCUUUGGCAGCUCUCCAUCAUACUUAUUGACAAGGAAAUCAGGAAAUCAGCCGAAUAAUUUUCAUUGAACGCCCCUCUAUGUCCAAAAGGAGAUGGCAUUUGACAAAUAGCGAGAGUGCAUACAGAUUGCGACUGGAGCUCACUUGAACGCACUUUCGCUAUUUUUCUAAUGCAAACUUAUUCAUAACUGGAACCUGUUUGGAUCGUCAAUUGCGAUUUGUAUAAAUUUCUGUCUACGUAUUCACAUUCAGCAAUACGCCUGCUAAUGGAAGUUCAUGUAAAUAAAUCACAAUUG
Messenger RNA from Drosophila novamexicana, 1467 nucleotides. RefSeq lists its product as uncharacterized. Bases 176 to 1240 code for a protein of 354 amino acids. NCBI's taxonomy places the organism in Eukaryota, Metazoa, Arthropoda, Insecta, Diptera, Drosophilidae. The transcript has a single exon. The record is from RefSeq and is a predicted model, not a curated record.